Capsella rubella is the source of this 1270-nucleotide messenger RNA. Its product is annotated as dof zinc finger protein DOF5.3. The transcript has 2 exons. The record is from RefSeq and is a predicted model, not a curated record. Gene Ontology annotation, biological process: regulation of DNA-templated transcription. The coding region runs from base 182 to 988 and encodes 268 amino acids. Lineage: Eukaryota; Viridiplantae; Streptophyta; Magnoliopsida; Brassicales; Brassicaceae. Gene Ontology annotation, molecular function: DNA-binding transcription factor activity; DNA binding.
CUCCUCGCAUACAUUCCCAUGUAUAUAUAAAUACAUAUGCUUGGCUUUUCCUUUUGCUUCACUUUUACUCAUAUCCAAAAAUUCUCUCUCUCUCUCUCUCUCUGAUCUCAACAAACAAUCUCCUAUACAUAUAAACACUCCAUCACACUCGUUACAAUCAGCUUUCUCAGAUUCACCUCUUAUGGAUCAUUUGCUACAGCAUCAGGAUGUUUUUGGGAACUAUAACAAAGCAAGAGAAGCCAUGGGAGUAUCAUCAUAUCCAUCGAACCCGACACAACUAGAUCAGGAUCAGAAAAAACGUUCUCAUCAGGCGACUGAGGCGGCAGCCACAAGGCCACAGCCACCGGAGCUAGCUCUGAGAUGUCCACGCUGUGACUCAACAAACACAAAGUUUUGUUACUACAACAACUACAGCCUCACUCAGCCUCGCUACUUCUGCAAAUCAUGCCGGAGAUAUUGGACCAAAGGCGGAACCCUAAGGAAUAUCCCCGUUGGCGGAGGCUGCCGCAAAAACAAACGGUCCACAUCUUCGGCUACAAGAAGCCUCAGAACCACCCCAGAACCGGCGUCCUACGACGAGAAAGCAUUCUCUGCGGCGAGUUUCGGUGGGUAUAGUACCAAUGAACAGAACGAUCUCAGCUUAGCCUUUGCCUUGCUGAACAAACAACCUCCGGGAAGCUCUGCACAGCUAGGGUUUCCUUCGGAAUUCAGCAGCUCUCAUCAGUCUGACAUGGAGAGUAGUGUGUUUGGGACAAGCCAACAAAAAGGGAACGCUAGUUAUGCGUUUGGAAACGGGAGCAGCGGUUUGGAUAUUGGGAUGGGUACUGAUCCAAGCAAGGUCUUGUGGGGAUUCCCGUGGCAGCUGAGUGGAGAGAGCUUUGGAAUGAUGAACAUAGGAGCAGGUGGUGGUGGUCAUGUAGAUCAGAUUGACUCAGGGAGAGAGAUUUGGACUAAUAUGAACUAUAUUAAUUCUGGUGCUUUAAUGUAGUUCAACUUAAAACCCCAAUUUUAUUUGGGUUUUGAUUUAGGGUUUGAAUUUCAUGUUUUUUAUUGGGAGAAAAAGGGGGGUACGUAGCUGUAUUAUGAAAUGUUUAAGGGAAGUAUAGAAAGAUAUAUAUUAAUUAGGGCUUCUUCAAGAGUUUUAAACUUGCCAAAUGGGGUUAAUUGGGGUAGUUUUUUGUUUUUGUAUUUCAAUUUCUGUUUAAAAUUGUCGAGUUUCUUUAUUUGUAUGUUCACUUCACUAUCUUCUGAAUGAAACAUUUCCUUUGUU